Phascolarctos cinereus (koala) is the source of this 810-nucleotide messenger RNA. NCBI's taxonomy places the organism in Eukaryota, Metazoa, Chordata, Mammalia, Diprotodontia, Phascolarctidae. The record is from RefSeq and is a predicted model, not a curated record.
AGCUGACGUGGAGGGGAGCCGGCAGGCCCCCUCGUGGCCCUUCCCCAGCUUGCUGCACUGGAGACUUUGGGGAAUUUCCCCUCCCUGAGAUCGGGGACCGUCUCCUCUGAGCUAAGAUGUCUUAUCCCCAUGGGAGAAGAUGCCUCUGCGAUUCUCUGUCUCCUGGCCUCAGAUCGGGUGUCUUUCCACAGUAUGGUCACACCAAGUAGGGCCAAAGAAAGCAGGCUUCAUCAUGUCAGUGCUUCCAAAGACCUAGAACACUCCAGGAGUGGCCGUGGCCUUGCUGGGGCCAGUGUGCUGAGGAGCCUGACUGAGCUCAGCCUGCAAACCCAGAACUUGUCCCUAGUCUCCCCUCCCCAUCCCCCAGCCUUCUCAGUGAGACCGCCAGAGCCAGCCAAACCUUUCGGACCCGGAAGCUUCAAGAGCUGGGGUCGCUGGCCGCCUGCCCGCCACCCACCCCAGGGCGCCUCUGAGGAGGUAAGGAAAAUUGCAGAAGAGCCCAAGGAAAAGGAGGAGGCGCGAUCAUGGAGCCAGCAUACGAAUCUAGCUCCAAGAAUAGACACACCUAGUCAUAGAACAGGGCAGACACAAAUGGACAAGUCACCUGGGGAAAAAGGCAAAGAGAAACCCAGCCCGGGCUCUGGCCAGCAAAGGUUAUUUUCGUCUGAGCAGUCUCUCCAUGAAUUUCCAUCCGAACUCUGGCGUCAGCGGAGUGUGCCAGGCCAGCCCCGAAAAGCGUCCCGAGGCUAUGCUCGCUCAGCCGCUCCAGAAAGGAGAAAUGCUCGUUCUCCUCCCCUCACCCGGCGCUAA